This is a messenger RNA of Galeopterus variegatus (Sunda flying lemur), 1063 nucleotides long. It is a transcript of the gene CPO, whose product is annotated as carboxypeptidase O. The record is from RefSeq and is a predicted model, not a curated record. NCBI's taxonomy places the organism in Eukaryota, Metazoa, Chordata, Mammalia, Dermoptera, Cynocephalidae. Gene Ontology annotation, biological process: proteolysis. The annotation marks the transcript as partial. The transcript has 8 exons. Gene Ontology annotation, molecular function: zinc ion binding; metallocarboxypeptidase activity.
AUCCUUAGUACAACACAGACAAGAGGUUAGGAACGAGAAAGUGAGUCAGUGGAAGAGCCUGGAGACCUAUUCCUACAACAAAUUCCACCCCAUGAAGGAGAUCUAUCAGUGGAUGAAACAGAUAAGUGAGAAGUACACAGAAGUGGUGACACAGCAUUUGCUAGGAAUGACCUAUGAGGACCGGCCCAUGUAUUAUCUGAAGAUCAGCCAACCAUCCAAUAACUCCAAGAAGAUCAUUUGGAUAGACUGUGGAAUCCAUGCCAGGGAAUGGAUUGCCCCAGCUUUUUGCCAGUGGUUUGUGAAAGAAAUUCUUCAAAACUAUAAAAUGAACUCACGUAUAAGCCGGUUCCUUGGGAAGCUGGACUUCUGUGUGCUCCCAGUUCUUAACAUAGAUGGUUAUGUCUACACUUGGACAACUGAUCGUUUUUGGAGGAAAUCCCGUUCAUCGCAUAAUAAUGGCACAUGUUUUGGGACGGAUCUCAAUAGAAAUUUCAAUGCAUCCUGGUGUACUGUUGGCGCAUCUAAAAACUGCCAAGAUAUAACAUUCUGUGGGACAGGACCAGUGUCUGAACCAGAGACUAAAGCUGUCACUAGCUUUGUAGAGAGCCGGAAGGAGGACAUUCUGUGCUACCUGACCAUACACUCUUAUGGGCAGUUUAUUCUCACACCGUAUGGCUACACCAAAAAUAAAACAAGUAACCAUGAAGAACUGAUUCGAGUUGGACAGAAGGCAGCAAAUGCAUUGAAAGCAAAGCACGGAACCAAUUAUACAGUUGGAGCAACUUCACAUGUUUUAUAUGAUGUAUCAGGGUCUUCAAAAGACUGGGCCCAAGGCAUUGGGAUCCCCUUCUCAUUCACGUUUGAGCUGAGGGACCGUGGUUUAUAUAGGUUUCUUAUGCCAGAAGCCCAAAUCCAGCCUGUCUGUGAGGAGACCAUGGAGGCUGUGCUCUCGAUCCUGGAUGAUGUGUAUGAGAAAUACUGGCCCUCCAACAGUACUGGAAAGGUGACAGCUGAGCUUGCUGGUGUCCUUCACUUUCUAAGUGAAUCCUACUUAGGACGCUGA